GUUAAAGUGUACAUAAAACUAAGUAAAUUAAUUAUGUAAAUUCUGUUGUUUAAUAAAAAUGGCAAGUACUGGUAAAACAUGGGAUCGCAGUCAGCUUCGCAACUACGAUUUACAACUAGAACAAAUACCAAGACUAGAAAAAACCUGUUGUGAUCACAGGCUCCAAACUGGUUGCCUCAGCAAUGAAAUGGGAUUUGAACUACUUAGAAGAAAACAUUGGCACCUCCGAUUUUACUGUAUUUCAGUCUAGUAAUCAUAAAUUCAAGUACUAUGAUGAGAAGAAAAUUCCAAAAUUAAAUGCUGAAUUUAUUCCUCCAACUACCAAGCUCUCUAUGAAAUUUUCAGAGUUUACUAAGUGCUUAACAGAAACUAAAGAUUCUAAUAGCAGAUUGUAUUUACAAGAAUGUCUUAACAACAACCUAGGAGCUGAAAUAGUUAGAGACUUUUUAAACUUUGAUUGGCAAUUUUGCACCACUAUCCAAUCGAAGCACAGUUGGGGCCCUUUAACAUCCAAUCUGUUGCUUGUUGGCAUGGAGGGUAAUGUAUCACCUUGUCAUUAUGAUGAGCAGCAAAAUUUGUUUGCUCAGGUGCUUGGCCACAAAAGGUGCAUACUGUUUCCACCAGAGCAAUUUGAGUGCUUGUAUCCACAUCCUGUCUUUCACCCACAUGACCGACAAAGCAUGGUUGAUUUUGACAAUCCAGAUCAUGUGCGAUUUCCUAAAUUCAAAGAAUUGAAAGGAUGGGAAACUGUGAUAGGACCUGGCGAGGUUUUGUAUAUUCCUAUUUACUGGUGGCACCAUAUUGAAUCAUUACUGGCUGGAGGACCUACAGUGACAAUCAAUUUUUGGUACAAGGCAAAGCCAAAUGGUUCAGUGACAUAUCCGUUAAAAGGACAUCAAAAAGUGGCUAUAAUGCGCAAUAUCGAAAAAAUGUUGGUUGACGUGUUGCAGGAUCCAAAUGAUGUGUCACCAUUGCUGCGUGCGAUUGUCUUGGGUCGAUACACGGAACACACAUAAAUUUUCGCGUUGUUGGCUUUUGUUUUGUUUUUAUAUCGGUAUUUAAUUGUGAAAGUUAUCAUAAUAAUCCUGUGAUUGUAGAGCUUUUUAUAUGUAUUUUAAAACGUGUUUGAAAACAGCUAGUGCGAUUUUUACUCUGGUAACAAGUCAUCGCCGAUUUGUUCAUCAGCGAAAUCAUCGAAAUCAAUUGGUUUGCCCGCACCAGUGCGUGGUCUAACCGGCAUCGGGCCCAAUGGAUCGCUAUAGGAGAAAUCUGUAAAAAUAACGUUAUUGCGAUUACUCUAAUCAAUAAACAUUUAUAAAUUA
Messenger RNA from Dalotia coriaria, 1322 nucleotides. Its product is annotated as hypoxia-inducible factor 1-alpha inhibitor-like. Gene Ontology annotation, molecular function: ankyrin repeat binding; peptidyl-histidine dioxygenase activity; [protein]-asparagine 3-dioxygenase activity. Gene Ontology annotation, cellular component: cytoplasm; nucleus. The record is from RefSeq and is a predicted model, not a curated record. NCBI's taxonomy places the organism in Eukaryota, Metazoa, Arthropoda, Insecta, Coleoptera, Staphylinidae. The transcript is spliced from 4 exons. The coding region runs from base 183 to 1016 and encodes 277 amino acids. Gene Ontology annotation, biological process: negative regulation of Notch signaling pathway.